CACGGUUGCUAAACGGUCUGAGGAUUCGUCCAGGAACACCAGCGAAAUGAACGAAAGGAGCAGACUCCUGCUGAGGAUCCGAGAAUUCAACCCCAAAGAGGUUUUCACCUGGCAGCUGGCCAAGACAUUUGCUAUGGGUCAGGGGCUGGCGGGCCUCAUCUGUGGGACAGCUAUCACCUCCCAGUUCCUGGCCUCAAACUUCCACGUGAACACACCCAUGCUGCAGAGUUUCCUGAACUACCUCCUGCUGACUGUCACCUACACCACCAUGCUGCUCUGCAGAACAGGGGAUGGCAAUUUUUUACAGAUUUUGAAGAGACGAUGGUGGAAGUACUUGCUGCUCGGGCUGGUGGAUGUGGAAGCAAACUACACUGUGGUUAAAGCGUACCAAUACACCACCAUCACCAGCAUACAGCUGCUGGACUGCUUCGUGAUCCCGGUCCUGAUGGGUCUGAGCUGGUGGAUUUUGAAGGCUCGCUACAGGCUGAUCCACUAUGUCGCCGUCUGCAUCUGUCUGCUCGGAGUGGGGGCCAUGGUGGGGGCAGACCUGCUGGCUGGACGAGACCAGGGCUCCACCUCAAACAUCUUGUUGGGUGAUGGUCUGGUGCUCCUCAGUGCUUCGCUGUAUGCGGUGUCUAACGUGUGUCAGGAGUACACCGUGAAGAACCUGAGCAGGGUGGAGUUCCUGGGCAUGGUCGGCCUUUUCAGCACAAUCAUCAGCACCAUACAGAUGGUGAUCCUAGAGCGUAAUGAAAUUCCUGCCAUUCAGUGGAGCUGGGAAGUCGGACUGCUGUUCGCUGCCUUUGCACUGUGUAUGUAUGCUCUGUACAGCUUCAUGCCUAUAGUGAUAAAGCUGAGCAGCGCCACCUCCGUCAACCUCUCCCUGCUCACCGCUGACCUCUUCAGCCUCUUCUGUGGGAUCUUCCUCUUCCACUACAACUUCUCCGGCCUCUACAUUGUUUCGCUGGUGGUCAUCCUCAUUGGCUUUGUCGCCUUCAACGCUGUGCCGACUCCCACCGCUGCCACAGACUCCAGCCCCUCGUCUUCACCUGCUGCUACCUGCGAGGAAGGCUGCUCUGAAAACCCUGUGGCUGCUCAGGGGGAUGCACAAGAGCUGCAGCCGACUGAAGACAGGAGGAAGAGGAGCGCUUCAGGGCCAUCGCAGAGCUACGGCAGCACAGAGCUCAGCACUAGAAUGUGAUCAGCUGGUUUACAGUCUGCAAACAUGUCGUAUAUGUAUUUUUAACCAGUUAUUUAUUGAAUUUUGCUUCUUAUAUAACACAUAUGGUACAUGUAAAAACACACAAUACAUAAGUUCAUGUAAAAAAAGAUAAAUAAAAGUGCAAAUGCAAAAGAAAAGAGUGAUUUAAAUUUCAGCAUUUACCUCUUUAAACACAUUUCACUGAGCCAUACUGAAGGCUGUUUCAAAUCCUAACAUUUAUUGUGAAGCUGCAGGAGGAGUGAUAAUCAGAGGUGCACAGGUGCGUCUUUCCUGGAAAUGUCUUCUUUUUUUAAUAAAAGAGGCCCUGCACACAGGUGAAAUAUACACACACACUACAGAGGGAGUGCUUUUUAUCUGUUAUGAUGAUGUUUCAGAGUAGAUUAUUACAUUUUCUACCCUCCACAAUUUCUGUGUGUGUAAUUCAAGAAAAGGUGUGAUAUCCUUAAAUUAAAAGGGUUCCUAAAUAUAACACAUUGCCGUGUCACACCCGAGAUCGUAAAACCGUUAACAAUGAUGCAGUUGUGUCAAAUGUCAAAUUUUACUGACAUCGGUUUAACAAAGGACACCUUUGGAUGGAUGUUUCCCCUCGCCUCCUCUUCCUCAUCUCUGGUGGGAGGGACUAAUACAAAAUCAGAGGAGGCAAGGAGAGAAAAAAAAAG
This is a messenger RNA of Oreochromis aureus, 1881 nucleotides long. It is a transcript of the gene slc35f2l, whose product is annotated as info solute carrier family 35 member F2, like. Gene Ontology annotation, biological process: transmembrane transport. Gene Ontology annotation, cellular component: membrane. Bases 47 to 1201 code for a protein of 384 amino acids. Lineage: Eukaryota; Metazoa; Chordata; Actinopteri; Cichliformes; Cichlidae. The transcript is spliced from 8 exons. Gene Ontology annotation, molecular function: transmembrane transporter activity. The record is from RefSeq and is a predicted model, not a curated record.